This is a messenger RNA of Striga hermonthica, 975 nucleotides long. The record is from the annotation of a GenBank genome assembly. Lineage: Eukaryota; Viridiplantae; Streptophyta; Magnoliopsida; Lamiales; Orobanchaceae.
AUGGAUUGUCUAGUCAGCCCCGAGAGUAGUAUUCCCGACUUGUCCAAACCAAAUAAUUUCUCAACACCGAUCGACAAAUAUUCUUCAAACGUAGACAUAUUAUCCGAUGACCCGUUUGUCAAACGACAAAAAACACAUUUUAUUCUCGACGGUAUCUCUAAAGCCAAGGCAAGUUGGGCCGUCAAAAACUCAAAUAAACGUCCGGGUCCAUCGACGGGACAUACCCCUACAAUGCCCGUCAACCAAAAUCACGCCAAGGCCACUGAAAAGACCUUUUUACCCCCGAAACAGACCUCCGACAAGGAGGCCUCAACGAAAGAUGUCCCUGUUGGGAAAAGGGCCCGGCCUUAUUUCGAUGAGUAUUUCGGUCCCGAGAAGUUUGGUAGCUACGAAGAAAUAAUGGAUGCCCUUGAACAGCGGGUUAGUAGCUACAGCUUAGUAUAUGAACAUCCUUCUGUUCACAAACCUUUGAAGUGUAUACUGAAGAAAAAACGGGGUCGUAAACCUACCAAGGAGAAAAGUAAGAAGUCGAAACCGAGAGCUGAACCUAAAAAGGUCACGCGUAAAGAGGCAAAGAGAUUCCCUGAUAACGUUAAGAGCUUGAUAGUGACCGGCAUGCUUGAUGGGGUGGAGGUGAAAUAUGUUUCUUUUUCUUCGGGGGAGAAGCUUCGCGGGAUUAUUAAAGACUCCGGCUAUCAAUGUGGGUGCGAUUCUUGUAAUUAUUCUAAGACGAUCAACGCUUACGAGUUUGAGAGGCAUGCGAGUUGCAAGACUAGUCACCCGAACAACCACAUACGAUUUAAGAAUGGGAAAAGCAUCCACGAGAUAGUUCAGGUGCUAAAAAGCACUCCGGAUGACAUGUUAUGUGAUGCUAUACAAACCGUAACCGGCUCGCCUAUAAAUCAGAGUGCGUUUCUUGUUUGGAAAGAAUCGUUUGAAGCGGACAUUCGAAAGCGUAUUUGUGCAACGUUAUAG